Styela clava is the source of this 1633-nucleotide messenger RNA. The record is from RefSeq and is a predicted model, not a curated record. Lineage: Eukaryota; Metazoa; Chordata; Ascidiacea; Stolidobranchia; Styelidae.
CGUUUUUUAGACCAGCAAGAUUCUCAAAAAUCCACGGUUUCAACCAGCUGUUAAGACCGCUAGCUGUUACGGUCUAUUCUAGGCAAUUAGAAAUUUUAGAACCAACUCCCACAACAGUUGAAAAAUCAAAUUCUGCUCACGCCCAUGUUGUCUGGUGCUUUAUUUUCAUCGAAUAUGAUAUGAAGCACCUCAUAAUAACUAUUCUAAUUCGGACAACUAUAUUUUGGGUUUUUAUUUUAAAUCCCACUCUUUUACAGUACCAGGAAAAGUUACCGGCGUAAAAUGCGAACCAGAUGAAAAAUCUCAGAACAAGAUUCUCACAUGGGACAAAUGCAAUGACGACACAGUGCAUUACACAAUCAAGUUAUGGAAAAACAAUCAACCACUAGAGUCCGUAACCACAAUGAAAUCGGUGUAUGAGUUUAUUGACUUGCAACCUGGGAGCUUCACUUUCCGUGUUUCAGCUGGAGGAGGAGAGGAUUCAGACCCUUGUCACUUAGUAGUCACGGAAUCUCCCGAAGUCAGAGUCCAGAUCAUCGAAUGGAACGCUGUUCUUAUUUCCUGGUCACGAAUCGAAAAGGCCACGUCAUAUUUGUGUGUUCUCUCAUCCGGAACCAGAAAUGAAGAGUUCGAAAUUAAAAACUAUACCGAAGUCUGGUUGGAUGAGAACUCAUUUGAAUUCAAACAAAGUGAGAAAUAUACAGCCACAAUCUGGGCGAUUUGGAAUGAGCACUAUAGCGCUCCCUCGCGGUUUGAUUUUAUUACAGGUCUAGAUGUCCCAACUGAAAUUAAAUCGGAAUGGGAAUGGGCGGACCCAGAUCGGAGAACAAAACCAACUGGAGCCGUGAAAUUUAAAUGGAAGCCGUCGCCCUAUUCGCGUAUGUUCGCCGUCAAUGUGACCGAUUUUGAAGGAAAAGUUGUGGAUUCCACUGAAGUGGCAAGACCUGCUUGGAAGUGCUUGAAUUUGAGACCGGGAAAGGAACAUCGAAUCCAUAUAAGGCCGGGGAAUGUUCAUAAGUUUUUUGAGAACUCUACAAGUGCUACUUUUAUAACAGCCCCGCCGGCCCCAGCUAAAGUGGAAACAAGAGUAAAUAUUCAUAACAAAACAUCGUCCAUGAACGUUAUAAUAACAUCAGAUUAUGACGGACCCUUCAUUACAAAAGCCUAUAAAGACAAGAAAGGGAAACGAGGCGAUGUACAAUCCGUACAUGUUGGUUGCAGCAAGACGUUUACGAUUCCAAACUUAGAACCUGGGCAAAGAUAUUACUUCUCCUCACAGUCUAUCUAUGGAACGUAUGAGACAAAGCCGACUUUUCGCGCUUCCUCGUGAUAACAAGUGAGCGAUGCGCAAAUAUAUGGACACGUCGAUGAAAAAAAGCAGUAUUCUACCUUGCCUUAUACAGCAUUUUACCUAGUCUAUUGUACGAUGCAGUCAAAAAGCUUUCGAGUAACACGAGAGAGGUCGCAGAACCGCUGCAAAUAAUUUAUAUUAAUUUUUAGAAAGAAAUCGCAAAAUUUUGAAGUGAAAAACCUACAGAAAGUUUUGAAAUGAAUAGAAGUUGCCUAGUUGGAAAUGGGAAAUAUAAUCUUCAACCAUUGAAAAUUUCAAAGCAAUUAGUCUAGUAUUCGAAGA